This is a messenger RNA of Argiope bruennichi, 2140 nucleotides long. Its product is annotated as elongation of very long chain fatty acids protein AAEL008004-like. The coding region runs from base 143 to 1219 and encodes 358 amino acids. Gene Ontology annotation, biological process: fatty acid elongation, polyunsaturated fatty acid; sphingolipid biosynthetic process; fatty acid elongation, saturated fatty acid. The record is from RefSeq and is a predicted model, not a curated record. Gene Ontology annotation, cellular component: endoplasmic reticulum membrane. NCBI's taxonomy places the organism in Eukaryota, Metazoa, Arthropoda, Arachnida, Araneae, Araneidae. Gene Ontology annotation, molecular function: fatty acid elongase activity. The transcript has 7 exons.
AGAUUGAAGAGCAUUCUCGUGGCAGAGGCAUCUCGGAUAUCUAAUUCGAUCGGUUGGUAGUUAGCCGUCCGUCGCUCGUGAAGUGCAAUUUUUUUAAAAACAUUUUAAAUUAUUUUUUCAUAUUUGCUAUUUUUCAGUCACCAUGGCUAUUGUACAGCCGAUUGUCGAUUGGUAUACAAAUUUGAUGGCUUCAGGGGAUCCCAGAGUGCAAAACUGGACCUUCAUGCAAGGCCCUGCUCCAACAUUAAGCAUUUGCUUGUCAUAUGUCUUAAUCGUGAAAUGGAUUGGUCCUUACAUAAUGCGAAACAGACCUCCUCUCAACAUGAGGUGGUUGAUGAUAAUCUACAACUUUGUAAUGGUCAUAAUCAGCACUUAUAUAUUCUUAAAAUUGGGUAUCCUAGGAUGGUUUGGAAAGUAUAACUGGAAGUGCCAACCGGUGGAUUACACAGAUAAUCCGGAUGCCACGGCUAUGGCCAACCUAGCUUGGUGGUAUUAUUUGUCCAAGUUCCUGGAGUUUACUGACACUAUCUUCUUCGUUCUAAGGAAGAAAUUCUCCCACAUCUCGACACUUCACGUUAUACACCACGGAAUUAUGCCAAUGAGUGUUUGGUGGGGAGUAAAAUUUACACCAGGUGGUCACAGUACGUUCUUCGCUUUUGUCAACAGUUUGGUCCACAUUGUGAUGUACUUCUAUUAUGGUCUUGCUGCAAUUGGACCUAGCAUGAACAAGUAUUUGUGGUGGAAGAAAUACAUGACAGCAUUCCAAAUGGUUCAAUUCAUUGCCAUUUUCGUCCAUUCCUUCCAAUUGCUCUUUAGAGAAUGCAACUAUCCACGAGGUUUCAUGUGGUGGAUCGGAUUCCAUGCCGUUUUGUUCUGGUUCCUCUUCGCCGAUUUCUACAAGAACACCUACGGCAGGCACAGAGCUGCUAUGAAAGCAAAAGCCGCUCUGAAUGGAUCAGCAGCUUACACAAAUGGCUCCUCCAUGUCAAAUGGCAUCAAAGCUAAUGGCCACUGCAACGGCACUGUGAAGAAUGGCGUUAAUGGAGUAAACGGAGUAAAUGGCGUUAAUGGAGUAAAUGGCGUUAAUGGAGUGAAUGGAGUAGGCAAACAAAAUGGAUAUCACAAGCCUGCAGAGAAUGGCUACACAAACGGAAUCAGCAACGGUCAUUCCAACGGAGUUGUGCACAGGACGACGACAAAAAAGGACUGUGAUGAAUAGCAUUCCUCGGGCACUGUUCCGCCAAGGACUUUGUAUCAGUCCGAUGUCUCGCCAUAAGGCUUAGCACACGAAAUCACUCAUUUACAGUGCCUUUGUACAUUGAACUAGUUGCUUCGUUGUGUAAGUCAUGUGAACGUUAACCAAUAUUUAAUCUUCAUUUGUAUAUGUUUCUGAAAGGGACUUCGUCAGUCGCACUUGAUGCGACUAGACUUGCAAGUACUCCAAACGAGAAUUAAAGUAAGGUUCAGACGCGAGUUUGCAGCCUUUGGCUAGGUACAUAUCUGUUCAGGUUUAAAACCUGUUAAUCGGAGUGCAAUGGCCUCCAUUUGGUGGCUGUCAUCAAAGUCCAGCAUUACUCCCAGGCUGAGAACUCACACAGAGCUUAGGGGGGCUAUAACCGAGGGCCAAUUCAGUCAAAUACAACAUUUCCUUUUCCCUGAGAAUGCAUUACAAUUUCAAUCGGUCAUCGAUUCAACUUUAAGAAUUCUGUUAAAUUUUUUAUCGCUCGAAAGUUACUCUUGACUGUUUCGGUGGCCUUCUGCCGAAGUGGCUUAAACAAUUUUUCCUGCCAGUUCUUCAUUGCAUCUUUAACGGAUUUGUACAAAUUUUAUUUAACAGUAUCAGCAAAAGAAUUUUAACUUUUACACUUCCUAACUAUUCCAAAGAUGUUUUUACAAUAUUUUUUCACAUUUUAAGUAACUCGGAAACUUUAAUUAUGCCAAUCUUGCCUUUUUGAUACGAGUUUCGGCAUAGUCUGGAACUUCGGGACCACGUGAAGCAUCGAACGUAACUUGUACAGUAUUCAUAAACUCCUAGCAAUUGUAUUGCAUUUGAAUUUAAUUGCUUGUAUUUGCCUACAGUGUAAAAUAAAUGUUCAUACUUUGCAUUUCGUUUAUAUGUAUUAAAAAAUUUUAUACAUUA